AUGCCAAGGGUUGGUUUCCAUAGUAACGUUUCGAAGGAACCUGGCGUGUCGAGAGGACAGAAGUCCAAACUUGCUGCAGCGGUCAAAAUUCUCCUUAUCGGAGACAGUGCUGUGGGAAAGAGCAGUCUUAUUCUCAGGUUUUCAGAGGACGAAUUUCGAAGCGACCUCACAUCCACAAUUGGAGUUGACUUCUUGAUCCGCACAAUGGAAAUCGAUGGUGAACCGGUGAAGAUGUCUAUAUGGGAUACAGCUGGGCAGGAGAAAUUUCGCACCAUCACUGAAGCCUACUAUAGGAACGCUCAUGGGAUCAUUCUCGUAUACGACAUCACCGACCCGAAAUCAUUCAACAAUGUGCGAGGAUGGAUCAAGAGCAUUGAGGAGCAUUCGACUUGCGGGGUGCGUGUGGUUCUUGUCGGCAACAAGGCUGACAUGGACAACCGACGGGUAUGUUGUGAUCAGCAAGGAACAAGGGCAGCAACUGGCUAA
Closterium sp. Naga37s-1 is the source of this 486-nucleotide messenger RNA. NCBI's taxonomy places the organism in Eukaryota, Viridiplantae, Streptophyta, Zygnematophyceae, Desmidiales, Closteriaceae. The record is from the annotation of a GenBank genome assembly.